AUGUCCGCAUCAUCCAUCAACCGUUCAUUAGCCACUAUUAGAACCGAACUGGACUUCUUGAAAGAAUCAAACGUGAUCUCCCAGGAAACGUUCGACCAGAUCACUAGCACGUUACCUGUCAAAUACGAUCCAGAUGCAUCAAGAGCCCCAUCCAUUCACAGCAGCAACAACAACCAACCACAAGAUCAAGGUAACGAAUUUGUAGAGGCAAUCUAUCCAUUUGAACCCCAACAACAGGGAGAUUUGGCCUUGAAGCCUGGUGAUAAGAUUGAAGUCAUAGAGAAACCAUCACCAGAAUGGUUCAAAGGUCGUUGCAAUGGUCAAACAGGGAUGUUCCCUUCAAAUUACGUGAAACCAGCAUUUUCUGGCUCAUCUGGUUCUGUUAAUAAAGUGGCACGUCCUAAUGGCCCACCACAAUACCAAAACUCUUUGCAAACACAGAAUAGUCACACACCAUCUUUCCAACAACCUGCUCCCUUCCCACCCGCAUUAACAAACUACUACCAACAGCAACAGCCACAAUUUAUCCAAACCCCACAACAACAGCAACCUCAACAAGUUCAACAGCAACCAGUCCAACAACAGCAACCUCAACAGCAAGAACAACAUCAUAGUCACCAUGGAUUGAAGAAGUUCGGCAGUAAACUAGGUAACGCCGCCAUUUUUGGUGCAGGUGCAACUAUAGGGUCCGACAUAGUUAAUAGCAUAUUUUAA
Molecule: messenger RNA, 714 nt
Organism: Naumovozyma castellii
Lineage: Eukaryota; Fungi; Ascomycota; Saccharomycetes; Saccharomycetales; Saccharomycetaceae
Gene: PIN3
Product: Pin3p
Exons: 1
Coding region: 1-714 (237 amino acids)
Source: RefSeq, a predicted model, not a curated record